CUUGAAAGAACAAGCGAGGAUAAUUCUUGUUAUUUCGAUAACAAUAAGAAAGGAUAAUACUUGUGAUUGAAUCUAUUGAAUCUUAUUGAAGAGAUAUUUUUAUUCGUAAAAAAUGAUUAAAUUUAAAGUUUCCGCACCAGGUAAAAUGAUAUUAUGUGGAGAACACGUGAUGAUGUAUGGAAAACAUGUUGUGGCAGCCAGCCUAGAUCUUCGUACCACCCUUAAAUUCAUUGAAUUAAUUGAUGAUCCAAGAAACAUUAUUAAGAUUGAGUUCCCUGAUGUCAAUCUAUCAUUGAACUUAUCUUUGGAAUUAAUUCUAAAUUUCUUUUUUACUGAUAAUUUCCUUCCUCUGAUUGAAGAUGAUAUUGAAUUGUAUAAGUAUGUGCAAUAUUUUAUCACCUUAAACGGUUUAUGGAGAACAUAUCAGCAGAGAUAUAGUUUGCAAAUAUUUCUUUUCCUGUUUCUUCACAUUGCUCAUCAAGAGCAACUCGAUAUAAAAUCUUUUCACGUGCACUUGGCUACACAAUUACCUAUUAAUGCUGGUUUUGGCAGUUCGACCUCGUUCGCGAUAUGUCUCGCGGCAUGCUUUCUACAUUGGUCAUAUUUGCAGAAGGGUACUCACAAUGAUUUUGAUGACUAUGAAUUAGAAAAAAUCAUGUUAUAUGUUACGACCUGUGAAAAAAUUGUACCGAACUAUAUGUUUGGAAUUGAUAAUAAUGUGUGCAUAUAUGGCCAAGUAUUGAAAGCUCAGUAUCAAAAUCCAUUAAAUUGUAAUGUUAAAUUAUUGCAAGUGCCGAGAAUUAAAAUUUUAUUGAUUGAUUCGAGAAUUCGUCAGAAUAAAUUCGAACAGAUGAUGCGAAUGGCACAAAUGAAACGUUCUGAUCCCGACGAGAGCGAUUAUUUUUUGCGUACAAUCGACAAAAUAUCGAAACGAACCUGCACCAGACUUGUAGCAAUUAAUAAUAGCCAGAAUAAUAACAAUUUGCAACAAUUAUACGACUCGUACAGAUUGUUAGGAAUUUCCAUUUUGUCGAAUCAAACUAUACUUUAUAGAUCAGGUUUAUCACAUCCUGAGUUAGAUACUAUAUGUUUAAUUGCGAGAAAUUAUGGAUUCGUGGGAAAACUCACAGGUUUUGAUGGAUAUGCAUAUAUCCCGUUACCACCGAAUACUCCAAGAGAAAACAUCAUAAAUAUUUCGAGACAUUUAAUAAUGGAAGGUUUUACUGUUAGAAUGACUAGCGUAAGUUGUAAUGGUGUGAAACUUGACGAGGUAUAGAAUAA
This is a messenger RNA of Camponotus floridanus (Florida carpenter ant), 1281 nucleotides long. Its product is annotated as mevalonate kinase-like. Gene Ontology annotation, cellular component: cytoplasm. Gene Ontology annotation, molecular function: ATP binding; mevalonate kinase activity. The transcript has 2 exons. The record is from RefSeq and is a predicted model, not a curated record. Bases 113 to 1276 code for a protein of 387 amino acids. Lineage: Eukaryota; Metazoa; Arthropoda; Insecta; Hymenoptera; Formicidae. Gene Ontology annotation, biological process: isoprenoid biosynthetic process; cholesterol biosynthetic process.